Exaiptasia diaphana is the source of this 2504-nucleotide messenger RNA. RefSeq names its product hemicentin-1. The annotation marks the transcript as partial. The record is from RefSeq and is a predicted model, not a curated record. Lineage: Eukaryota; Metazoa; Cnidaria; Anthozoa; Actiniaria; Aiptasiidae. The transcript has 11 exons.
GUAUCAUGGAAGUACUACGUCUGGCAUGGGGCUUUUUAUGCCUUGUAAUUAUUCUACCACRAGCAGACUCUGAGUCAAUGGAAUGGACAUUACCUUCAACGACGACUGUAAGACAAGGAGAAAAUGUCACAUUAACUUGGUUAGCUGAUUUAAAACAGUUCAGUUUUCCAAACCAUCUAUGGACCUAUUCAAAAACUAUCCAAAAGAUCGGAGGGGUAUCAAGGCAGAUGUUGAGAGUUUCCAAAAGAACWGGACGGUUUGUUUACAGCUUCUUUCAAAAUCGAGACUCUGAGUUAAUUUUGAAUGUAACUCAAAAUGGAACUUUGGCGAAAAUCAAGCUAACAAUGUUGAACGUUAACGCAACGACUGAUGAUGCUGAAUAUACCGCUUUGUUAGGCCAGGAAGAAAAUUCUGARCAGGCUCCCUUGUUCACCAAACUUAUUGUGUAUGAAUAUAUUUACUUUGCCAAUCCAAAGACUAUAGUUACAGUGAACGAAGGAGAUUCUGUAACCCUGACAUGUAGCCCUUUAACUGGCCUACCUAUUCCGACACUUAACUGGACAAAAGAUGGUGUAAUAGUUCAAACAGGGAGCUCACUUACUACUCCAGCUAUGAAUCAUAAUAACAAUAAUGAAUGCUACACGUGUGUUGCAUAUAAUGGAAUCGUGGAUGCAAAGACUGCUAACUUUUGCAUGAAUGUGCAAUAUCGACCACGAAAUGCAACUAUAACCGUUGAUAGAACAUCUGUGUGUCAACAUGACAGAGUUAAUAUGUCAUGUCAAUCAGSACCAGCAAAUCCAGUAACUUCAAGCUACAAAUUUUACCACAACGGAGUGCUUGUCCAAAACAGCUCAAACAAUGUCUACAGCACCAAUGCAACGUACGGUUUGCCAAAUCUCAAUACGUUCACCUGUAUCCCAAACAAYCUUCUAGGCGAUGUUUUAGAAAAUUCCACAAUCGAUGUCAACGCUAAAGUUGCUCCAGUGAUUAUGCAUAUAACAAGCAACUCAACCGUUGUCGAGGGCUCGGAUUUCAACUUGACGUGUGACGUAUCUGGAACACCACCAGUUAUUGUAACUUGGUCAAAAGCCGGACAACCAGACCUUCAAGGUGGAUUACUCUCUUUGAAGAACAUAACUCGUGAUGAUGAAGGAAUCUACCGCUGUACAGUUACAAAUGGCGCUGAAUGUCCUUCAAGAAGUGCAAGAAUCAACCUGACCGUAUACUACAAGCCUGAAUCUACUACUUUUACAAAUUUACUAAACAAGCACCGAUUCUGUAAAGGAAAUACCACAACAUUAGUUUGCAAUUCGACUUCUARACCACCAGCAGAAUAUUCAUUGUAUCGAAAUGGUCAGCUAGUAAAAAGCAGGAGCACCAGUGGAUUCUUCACUGUACCAUUAAGUGAGACUGGAGACAAUACGUUUGAAUGUGUACCAAAUAACACCGUUGGCCUUGGACCAAAAAAGAGCAUCCAGCUUUUUGUAGCAGAUCCUCCAUUGAUCAUCGUGUCACCUGCAAGUGUAAUCCUUAUCGARGGACAGGCAUUGARGCUGUUUUGCAAUGCCUMCGGACAUCCAGCACMAAACAUAACGUGGUACAAGAAUGGUGGGAGCGUAAUACAACAUGGUAAUACCUUGAGUAUCAAUAAAUCGGCCAGGGCAGACGAAGGAUCUUAUCGAUGUGUGGUGAACAACGGAGAAGAAUGCAACACCGACAGUGCAGUUGCGGUCGUCACGGUCAACUAUAAACCCGAUUCAACCAAGUUUUCCAAUGCUCCCAGCGCAGAGCGAUUCUGCAGUGGAAAUACGACAACCUUCACAUGUAACUCGACCGCCAAGCCGCAUGCAAUAGAAUACUCAUUGUAUCGCAACGGUCAGUUAGUAGAGGGGAGAAGCAGCACGGGGAAAUUUCAAKUACAAUUKAAUGAGACGGGAGAACAGAAUUUCACUUGCGUACCGAACAAUACUGCUGGAAUAGGAGAAACAAAGUCCAUUCRUUUCUUCGUGGCGGAACCGCCUGUUAUAUUGGUUUCACCUCAAACGGUUAGAAUAAUAGAAGAACAAACGCUAAGUUUAUUUUGCAAUGCUUCUGGACACCCAGCACCAAACAUCACGUGGUCUAAAAUUGGUAAAGRUGUAGUUGGUUAUGGGGACACACUAACUAUCGGCAGAGUAAACCGAACGGACAGGGGUUCUUAUCGCUGUUUUGUAAAUAAUGGAGAGGAUUGCAACCCAGAUAGCGCUAUAGCAGAGGUUACUGUUUUAUUUGCACCCAUUAUAACUAGUUCUUCACUCGCAUCCGGGAUUACCGACGAGAACGAAGAUAUGAUCCUAUUCUGCAAAGCUGAUGGAUUUCCAUUACCGAAUAUAWCAUGGACUAAAGGCAGUAGCCCUAAGGUUAUUCACACAGGGAACACUUUAAUACGUAAAGCAACACCUGAAGCUCAAGGGACAUACAAAUGCUCCAUAUCAAAUGGAAUUGGACCCAUAAAAACCAAGGAU